Messenger RNA from Bathycoccus prasinos, 804 nucleotides. RefSeq lists its product with no specific name. NCBI's taxonomy places the organism in Eukaryota, Viridiplantae, Chlorophyta, Mamiellophyceae, Mamiellales, Bathycoccaceae. The record is from RefSeq and is a predicted model, not a curated record. The coding region runs from base 1 to 804 and encodes 267 amino acids. The transcript has a single exon.
AUGUCGAACGCGUCGACGUCCGUCCUCUCUUCCUUUGCCAUUCGUGGCGGUAAAAGUGAUGUUUCCCGAACGCCGCGGGGAAAGAAAUCAUCGUCUCGACGAGAACAAAACGAGGAGGACGAAAACGAUCGCACCGCUGAUCUACCACCACCGUCUCGCGCGGAACACUUAAUCUUAGCGUGGAUAUCGAUCAACCCGAGCGUGAAACGGUUGUGCGGGUACGGUUUGGAGCCGUUUCAAGAGGAAAUUCGAUUCCUCUUGGAAGGGUUGCUUUGGAGAGAGAUACAAAAAUGGACCAAAAACGAGGAGGACGAGGAGGAGGAAUCUUCUUUAGCUUCUUCUUCUGACGCGAAAGAAGGAGCUAAACGAGUGUGGGUGAAAGGCAUUCUCGUUCGAGCGAUGAUGGUGUUUUUCAUUCUGUAUCCAAACUACGUCGUGUUGGCGACGUGCGCGGUGUUCGUCCGGGCGUCUUUGCGAGCGAGGCGAAGGGCGAGUCUCGAGAGGAGGAGGAAUACGAAGGAGAAGAAGAAGAAGAAGAAGAACAAGGAGGAGGAAGAUGUCGUGGUGCCUCGGAUGAGCGCAUACGGUGUGAUUGUUUUAGAAACCAUAGCGGACCGGUUGGAAACGAUCGCGUCGAUUGCGAGCGGGAGAGACCCGUUGGCGCUGAGAGUGGCGUGUUUCGCGUGCGCGUGGUUGUUCGUCUUGUCGUUUUUCGUGAGUUUCAGCGCGUGGUUCGCGGCGUUGGCGCUGUUUGCGACGAAACCAAAAGGCGCGAAGCGAGUUUUAGAGGCGUGUUUUAGAUGA